Messenger RNA from Physcomitrium patens, 3999 nucleotides. NCBI's taxonomy places the organism in Eukaryota, Viridiplantae, Streptophyta, Bryopsida, Funariales, Funariaceae. The record is from RefSeq and is a predicted model, not a curated record.
AACUUUCCACUCACUCGAGCAACAAGGACGAACAUCCACAGCAACAACCUCGGCAGGCAGGCAAGCAGGGCAGCUAUGGCGUCCAUCCAUGGGAAGCUGUAGCGUUACGACACCGUUCCUGCGCGCAUCCCUACGUUGUUGUUGUCACGCCUCUCGUGCCUGGCUUGGACUUGUUCGCGUCGUCUUCCUUGCGCCUCUGCGCCUGCCUGCUUUUUGUAUCGUUAUUCAUAUAUAUAUAUAUGUAAUUUUAAAAUUUGUUUUUGUUUCGGUCCUUCGUGCUAGUUUCAUUCGGCUGGAUUGGAGGAGACAGGGCCUGUGUGUGAGUUGGAGGGAGGAUUGAUGAGGAAUGCAUGUGCGGGAGAGGUGAUCGAGAUUGGAGAGGGGAUUUUAUGGUGCGAGAGUGGUUUGUUGUGAGGUUUCGGAGUUGGCAGAUUGGGAGGAGUGUUUUGAGAACGUGAGGGAGUCAGCGUUGCGGGGUUGUACGAUGCGGAGGUUGGACGGAUUGAUGCCUUGGUGGAAUUUUACAUGAGGUCGCGUUCGGAAUUUCGCGGGGGUUGGAGUGAGAAAGGGGAAGUUUGAAGCAGAUAGGGCACAAGGGCAUAGUGUGACCUUCAGUUGAAGCGAUGGGCUCCGUGAAGCCUUCUGUUCGACAUCGGGGCGCUGGAGUGCAGUCAAAUGUGUCUCAAUCGGUUGGAAGCAACGGUUCUGCCCCUGGAGCCCCCGUUAGCAAUGGUUACGUCAAUCACUUGCGCAGUGAAUUGUCUGUGUUCGAGAAAGAGGAGUUUGACGCUCAGGCUUAUGUGCAAUCUAAGUGUCAAUCUAUGAGUGAAAAGGGCAUCCGGAAAUUGUGCGAUGAUUUGCUUGAUUUGAAGAAGUCGUCUGCGGAAGAAAUGCGCAAGAGCGUGUACGCUAAUUAUGCAGCGUUUAUAAGAACCUCUCGUGAGAUUUCAGAUCUGGAGGGCGAGCUAGUUGCCAUGAGAAAUCUUUUGAAUUCCCAGGCAGCACUUGUUCGUGGCUUGGCAGAGAGUGUUACUUCCAAAACUUCAAACGACUCAUCUGGUACAGUCGCAAAAGAAAAAGAUCUGCCUCAGCAUGAACCAGAACCUUCGCAGUUAGAAAGACGUGCCCAGGAUAUCCCAGAUAUUCUCGAUGUUCUACUAGCUGAGAGGAAAGUAAACCAAGCUCUACAGAUCUUAGAAGAAGGAGACAUGCUAGUUUCAGAGGGCUUUCAGCCAACUGGCUACGAAGGUGGGAUAAGCACUGUUGCAGCUUCCAAGUUGCAGGCGGCGUUGUCUGAGAGAAGAGCCAGAUUAGCCGAGCAACUUGCAGAAGCCAUUCAACAACCUUUCUUUAGAGGUUCAGAGUUGCGUUCUGCUAUAGGUGCUUUAGACAAAUUAGGUGAUGGAACACGAGCACACACUCUUUUGUUGCAUUCUCAUCACAAGAGGCUUCAGCAUAAUGUUAGAGGACUUCGUCCUAGUGGGACAUCUUAUGGUGGGGCUUAUACCGCUGCGCUCUCCCAGCUAGUUUUUUCUGGAAUCGCUCAGGCUUCAAGAGAUUCGGUGGCAGUAUUUGGAGAAGAACCUGCAUAUGCUUCAGAGCUAGUGUUGUGGGCUCGUUCAGAAACUGAGCUCUUUGCCUCUUUAGUAAAACGGCAUGUCCUGUCCUCCUCGGCUGCUGCUGGAGGUCUACGAGCUGCUGCUGAAUGUGUACAGAUUGCUCUAGGUCACUGCCAGUUACUGGAGGACCAAGGAUUGGCUCUUUGUCCAGUCCUCUCCAAACUCGUGAGACCAAGUGUAGAGCAAGCUUUGGAAGCCAACUUGACUAGGAUUGAAGAGAGUGUUGCUGCAUUGGCAGCAGCUGAUGAUUGGGUGCUUAGUCAUCCAGGUGCGAUGUUGCGCGGCUCAUAUGGAAUGAGGUCCUCUUAUGGCACAGGACAUGGGUCGUACUUAAAGUUGUCCAGCAGUGCGCAUCGUUUCAACUUUAUGGUGCAGGAUUUUUUGGAGGAUGUUGCGCCCUUAAUCAGCAUGCAGCUUGGAGGUCCUACCCUAGAUGGUCUCUCUAUGCUUUUUGACUCCUAUGUUGACAUGCUAAUGAAGGCUGUGCCCAGUCCCGGUGAGGACGAGGAAGGUGGAGCAGAGAAUGGAGGUGAUCGGAAGGUGCGACCGGCGGCAACAGAGAGUCAACAAUUGGCACUUCUCGGAAAUGCCUCUGCGCUUGCUGAUGAGCUUCUACCUCGGGCUGCGUCGAAGUUGGUUCCAGGUGGUAUGCAGACUGUUCUGAGCAGAGACGACUUGCGGUCAGCACCUCGUCGAGGACGUGAUCGAGAUCAAGAAAGAAAUCAAUUCGGAACUACUGCAAAUCGCUUACCUGAGCUCAAGGAUUGGCGACGAAGGCUGCAGCGAGGAGUCGACAGGCUUAGAGAUCAUCUUUGUAGACAGCAUGUUCUUGAGUUGAUAUACUUCUCUGACGAACCUGACUCUCAGCUUAGCCCAGAGACCUACUUGAAUCUUGACAAUGAUGGCGGAAACCCCAACUGGCACCAGGAGCCAAUGCCAUCUCCUAUCUUUCGGGCUUUGUUUCACAAAUUGACCUCAAUCCAGCACACAGCUGCGGACUUGCUUUCAGGAAGGGAAAGAGUGGUUGUUGUGCUGCUCAUGCGACUUACUGAAACCUUAGUAAUCUGUCUAUCAGAAGAUCAGGACUUUUGGGAUGCCAUUGAAGAUGGAGAAAUUAGUCUAGGUCCAAUUGGUUUGCAACAAUUUGUUCUGGAUAUGCAGUUUGUCAUUCAGGUUGCGAUAAAUGGUCGAUUUUCAUCAAGACAUAUGCGCCAGGUGGUUAAUGAUGUCACAGCGCGAGCUGUUACUGCUUUUGCAGCGACAGGAGGUGAUCCUCACAGUGUGUUGCAAGAAGAUGAGUGGUUUUUAAAUGCAGCACAAGAAGCAGUUCGGGUGCUUCUGGAAGAUUGGAAUACACAAGUGGGCAGUCCAACUGCAUCAAUAUCUGCACAAUCAGUGUCAUCCUUUCGUUCGCAUGGAAGUGAAUGAUUUGCAUGUGAGCUCAGUGGGUUGCUCAUAUAUCAGAGACAUUAUGGAACUGGCCAUGGAAGUGAAAAGCAUGUCUUGAUGCUUACUAGCAAGGAUCGGUGGAUAAGCUCAAGUCAGAAAGGCAUAUGGUGGUAUUGGGGUUAAGAAGGGUGUGCAAUCAUUUGACAUGAUUGUUUGCAUACAUCAUCACUAGGUGCGGAGAUGUUGAUAACACCCGUAAACCAAGUGGUUCUUUUUCAUGAAAGCUGGCGGGUGUUGCGUGGAUAAUGAGUCGAAUUGAGACAGCUUAUGCAUCAUUGGCAUCUAGCUGAUGCAGUGAGAUAUUUACUCUUUUUUUUUUUCUUUUUUUUCUUUUUUCCAGGAUAGUCUUCACUAGAAUAAUGUGAUAGCAGUAGAAAUAUGUGAAGCGCUUGGCACGUAGCACUGUGUGCACAGGUUAGUUCCGAUGCACCUUGGUGUCCUAAAGCGUGGGAUGGGCAUUAGAUGUUCUUACAUCUCAAUCCAAAUUGGCCCGAUUUCCACGGAGGAGUCACACAACCGGUAUACCACCCAAUCGCUUCACUUUCUCUUCGUUUGUAAUUUUAUUUGCAGUCGUUCUGUGAAUCAGAAUUUAGACUAUUCAACUUGAAUACUACGUCGAAGUUUACAGGUUCCGAAAGUGUUUUCUGCAGAGUUUGGGACUGAAACAUCACCUUAGGUAUCUGACUUGCCUCUUCCUGUAUUUCGGUCAACAGAGCACUGGAGACGUAAGCAGCGAGCUAUCUAAGUGCUUAUCCGCGACGGUUUUUAGGAUGUGGCAAGGUUGUUUGGAGCCUGUAUUAAUCUCUUAGAUAUAGGCACUAGUCAUUGACGUUUUGAUUUAACGACUCCCUUCACUUGGGUUGUUUGUGCCACUGCAUUUUGUGAGGUUUUCCGCUUCUCGCUACAUUAUUUUUUAUAAUCAUCAUCAUCA